ACAGAUAUCGGUCGCCAUUGAGAAUCGGCUCUGAACGUUAGUGUAACAGAUCUGAGUCAAUAGUCGACUUGAUGGGAGUCGUCCGGCAGUAAUAAUGUGACUUUCCUCGUCGUCGGAUUGAUUUCGUGAUCGGCUUAACCAGGAUUGACUCGAGUCUCUCUCUCGUCUCGAGGAAAGCGUUCGUGAGGGCCGCCGGGAGCAGGGAGGACCCUCGCCCUCGACUCGGGCCACCUUUUCAUUCGAUUUCGCUCCCUUUGUCAGCGGCGGUUCUGCUUUGUUCCUCCGUCGAAAGAGGAUGCGUUUAUUAAACGAAUAGGGCCGCUGUCGGAUCCAGGCCGGCGGACGUCGCGCCUUUCGCCCUUUUCUACUCGCUGGCGCUACUCCGAUCCGUCGAAAAACACGAGCCGAGAUAAGACAAGAAAAUGCCAUUGCCCAAGAGGACAGUUGAGCCAAUCCAUGUGGCUCGCGGCACUAUACCGGAAGGGGUGCACAUCACUUCCGAUUUGGAAGCUGUAACCAACGGGACGUUGGCGAACGUUGUAAGGCAGCUAUCAUCCUUGAGCAAACACGCUGAAGAUCUUUUCGCCGAGUUGACCCGCGAUUCCAAAGGCAUUGCUUCAAGGGCCAACUCGUUGCAGGCAAGACUAGAUAGGCUAUCGGUCAAAGUUUCACAGUUGGACAGCUCUACCGAAGAACGUAACAUGUCACUUCAAGAUAUUCAUUUGCGGAAAGCCUUCAAGAACUCUGUGGUUUUCGACCAACAAGUUGUCUCUCGAGAUACAAUGCCUACAGCUAUGCUUGAGACUUACAAGCUUUGUGAUAAACCUCCACCUCUCGAUAAACUUAAUCCUUAUAGGGAUGACGGGAAAGAUGGUUUGAAGUUUUAUACCGAUCCUGGGUAUUUCUUUGAUCUGUGGAGUCAAGAAAUGAUAGAAGACACAGAACGGAAGAUGAUCGACAAAGGAAAAAAGCCUAAACCAAGAAAAGAAGAAGGCGGUCGUCACAAGAAACGGGUUAGGCAACCGCAUAACACAAGAGAGAGACAGCGGCAGAUAGUAGUCGGCCAAGGGGAAUAUAUAAUGCCUCAAAAUAAUCAUUACAGAGCACCACAUCAAAUUCACAUGUACCAGGAUCAACCUGACACCCGGCUUGAUGACGAUUUACGGCCGUUGAGACCUAGCAGUAUCGAAUUAAAAAGAAACUACCCUGCUGAAACGAUUUACAGCCCUUCAUCUCAGCAUAUUUAUGGCUACCAAAAUCACUAUAGUGUCGGACCUGCAGGAACAUACGAUGAAGUUAGUCAUUACCAUCAUUCAAAUCUGAUCCAACAAAUGAGUGGAAAUUCAAUUCAUCAGCACAACAUGUCCAAUCACAACAAUUCCAACAGCAGUAUACCCGUUGAAGCGUAUACGAGCCCUAAUAGAUCGAGGCCGAGGCCUUCCCAACCUCCGCCAGCGCCUCCUACAACCAACACUUCGGCCACAAGCACACCAACUGUUAGCUCAGCGGUUAACACGCCGACAAGAGGAAGGAGCACAUCUUCGGCGAGGGAGACUUUACCGCCCCCGCCACCUCCUCCAGUGGAUUUACCGAUGUCUCAUGGCAUGCAGAUGAAUGACUCGCUCCCACCACCACCGCCCUCGCCUCCUCCUUCAUUAGAAGCGCCAAUACUGCCUCCACCUUGUGCUGUUGAGCCUCCGCCUCCACCACCUCCUCCACCGCCACCACCGCCUCUCGUCCCCACAAUCAACGGUGGAAUUAAAUCAAAUAAUCCUUUGUUGCAGGUGUCUGUGACCGGGAUGAAGAUGGUUUCCUCCCCAAUGGCCAACGAGUUGAUCAGGCCUAAACAGGUCCAGGCUCCAGUUUACGAUCCAAGAAAUGACUUGUUAAAAGCCAUAAGAGAUGGCAUCAAACUAAGAAAAGUCGAAAAGAUCGAGCAAAAGGAAGGAGAGAGAGUGAACGCGUUGCACGACGUCGCUUCCAUACUCGCACGACGGGUUGCGGUGGAAUUCUCAGAUUCGGAUUCAGGCUCUGAGAGUGAAUACGACAGCGAAGGUUGGGUCGAGAACGAACAAGGGUCUUCUUCUGUCGCAUAAUUCAUCUGUCUAAAGAUUGAAUAACAAAGUUGACAAAAGAAGGUAAACUAUAUUAUCGUGCCAUCGCAAAUAUUCAAUGCAAUUUAGGCAAGUUGUAAAAAAAAGACAAUUUCUUAUAUAAUUCUAAAAAAAUUUGCCAAACACUUUGAAAAUACUCAAGUAAACAAAUGUAAUGUUCUUCCAAUUAUUGUCAAAAUGAUUAUUUUUGAGAAGAUUUUUAUGGAGUGUUGUUUGAUAGAGAUUGGGUUCUUUUCCAUGAAAAGGUUCUUGCUCAGAUUCAAAUCAGCCUAGUGUGAAUUUUUUUUAUUCUUUUUAAUUUUGUCUGAGUUACCAAAAGUACAUCGAAGAAAAAAAAUAGUUUGAAGGUUUGAUGUUUUUGAUGUUUGGCUCAUAUCAAGCCUUGAACCAAAAUAGAUUCAUUUUUCAAUUAUUCCAACCUAAUUACUACUUUAAUAAUGCUACAAAAAUAAGCCUUUGGAUUCUUUCAUUUAUUUAAACAGGAUAACAAUGGAAAUUUGGAAAAUGAUAUCGGACAUUUUUUUCCAUUGUGUUUUUAUUAGCGAAAUAAUGUUUUAAAAUUUACAACUCGUUCUAUUUGUCCGUUUUCAAUAAUAUAAUUUCAUUGCUUAACCUUGCAUCAUGUUGAUAUUAUAUAUUUUUUGUACCUUAAUUAUUUAUAUGUAUAAAAAACAAAUAUGUCUGUGUUAAUUUGUCAUAUUUAUUUUAAGCAGGUAUAAGUUAUUAGUAAACAAACUUAGCUUUAAUCAUACAUUAUAUAUUUUGAUAUGUCUAAAUAUGCAGGCUCUAUUUAACUUAUUGUUGGCCCGUACAAAAAUGUUUAAUAAAGUUUAAAAAAAUCACACAUUUAUCUAAAUAUUGUAUUUACACAAUUUAUUUUCUCCUUGAAAGAUUCAUUAGCAUUUUGUAACAAAUUAUUUAUCCGCCUUUAGAGCUGUGUAUUUAACUUUUCCAGAAGUAAAAGUUGAUUUUUUUGUUCUAUUUUUUAAAGUUUCUAGUCAUAUCAAAGUACAGCGGUUUCGUCCAAAAACAGAACCAAAUCAUAGAACCAGACUAAAAAUCAUUUUCUUUAUUACAAUAUUGUCGAUUUACUUCUGGAAAUUCUAUUUUACACUCUUGUGCUGUCAGAAAAAUUUCCAAAUUCAUAACUCUAUCUCCUUUUAAAUUUGAUCAGGUAUGAUAUAAAAAAAAAGCUAAUGAACAGUACACAUUACAAAAUAAUUACAUACUGAAAAAUUAUAUAAAAUUAUUACUUAUUUAGAUAUUCAAUUAAUAUUGUAUUAUUAAUAUUUACAUAAGAACCAAAGCUUCAAUAUUGAAUGUAAUGUUAUUAUUAGUUAUUUUAUAAACGAUUUAUAAUUUGUAAAUAUAUACAUAUAAAUACAACAUAAAUAUAUACACAUAUGUUGUAUAUAUUUAAAAAAUUAGGUAAAAUAAAAUGGAGUAUAAUAAUUACCACAUGACAUGGUGUAUAUAAAAUGUAAAUAAAAAAACACUCAUUUGUUAACCGGUAUUUCUUUAACUAACACAACUAAUUUAGUUUGGGGUGCCAACAUAUAUAAACUAUUUCCUCCGUCAGUACAUCAAAUAAAAGCAUAAGCUGUGUCAAUCGUAUCGAGAAAAAUAGAGAACGCAUAAAUUAAUUUCGAUAUCAAAUUUAAAAAUGUAACUGAAUUUUAAUUUAAUAAGAAUGUCAUUCCACUGUAGUAAUUUAUUUAAGACAUACAUGAGGGCUGUUGAUUAUUUUUGUAUGCAUUUAAAAAAAAUUGAAUUAUGUUAAGUACUUUAGUCUUGCGAUUUUAUUGUUACAAGUAAUGGAAGCAAAUAAUUGUGUGUAAGCUUUUGUAAAAUCAGAUGUAUUAAAUGAAAAUAUUCUUAUGUU
Cimex lectularius (bed bug) is the source of this 3996-nucleotide messenger RNA. RefSeq names its product wiskott-Aldrich syndrome protein family member 3 (gene SCAR). The coding region runs from base 423 to 2096 and encodes 557 amino acids. Gene Ontology annotation, cellular component: cytoskeleton. The record is from RefSeq and is a predicted model, not a curated record. The transcript is spliced from 10 exons. NCBI's taxonomy places the organism in Eukaryota, Metazoa, Arthropoda, Insecta, Hemiptera, Cimicidae. Gene Ontology annotation, biological process: actin cytoskeleton organization; positive regulation of Arp2/3 complex-mediated actin nucleation. Gene Ontology annotation, molecular function: actin binding; protein kinase A regulatory subunit binding; Arp2/3 complex binding.